Molecule: messenger RNA, 2097 nt
Organism: Papaver somniferum (opium poppy)
Lineage: Eukaryota; Viridiplantae; Streptophyta; Magnoliopsida; Ranunculales; Papaveraceae
Product: polypyrimidine tract-binding protein homolog 1-like
Exons: 11
Coding region: 360-1769 (469 amino acids)
Biological process (GO): regulation of RNA splicing
Cellular component (GO): nucleus
Molecular function (GO): mRNA binding
Source: RefSeq, a predicted model, not a curated record
AUAUUUGCUAAGAUUCUCUAAAUCUACCCGAUUGAACCGAGUAAAUCUAAAUUAGAAAGAUGGAGAUGAUGAAGAUAAAAGUUCCUGGAUAAUCCUUGGGAAAAUACGGUUAUUUUUGGGAAGGGAGAGAGAGAAAGUUCCUCAAUCUGUAGCCGAAAAUAGUUGCACCCUUGCAAACGUUUCCUAGUCGAAUGUAAAUCUAACCAGAAAAAGAAGAAACCCCUCAAUUUAGCUCCAGCACCAAUUCUAGGAAAUCUCAGGAGAGUGAGAACUGAGAACAAACAAAAACCUUCGCAUCCUCUUUUUUCUUCUUCUCUUGUCUCUCUCGUUCAAAACCCUAACCCUAAUUCUCAAUCUCGAUGUCAGGACAAACUCAGUUUAGGUAUACGCAAACACCAUCAAAAGUACUUCACCUUCGUAAUUUACCAUGGGAAUGUAUAGAUGAAGAAUUGGUCGAACUAUGCAAACCUUUUGGCAAGAUCGUCAAUACUAAAUGCAACGUUGGUGCUAAUCGUAAUCAAGCCUUUGUUGAAUUUGUGGACUUAAAUCAAGCAAUCUCAAUGGUAUCAUAUUAUGCGUCAUCGUCAGACCCGGCACAAGUUCGUGGUAAAACUGUUUAUAUUCAGUAUUCAAAUAGGCAGGAAAUUGUGAACAAUAAGAGUUCUGGAGAUAUUGCUGGAAAUGUGUUGCUUGUGACAAUUGAAGGUGUCGAAGCUGGUGAUGUCAGCAUAGAUGUUAUUCACUUGCAGGUCCAUGUUAGCUUGGAGAAUUCUUCGUUGUCAGCGUACUACCUCAUGGGAGAAAUAUCAUGUUUGUUUUGUCCAUCUCCUCUGAAUGUCUUUUCUGCUUUUGGGUAUGUGCAAAAAAUUGCCACAUUCGAGAAGGCUGCAGGUUUUCAGGCGUUAAUUCAAUUCACUGAUGCUGUCACUGCAUCUUCAGCCAGAGAUGCACUUGAUGGAAGAAGUAUACCCAAGUACUUGCUUCCGGAACAUGUUGAUUCAUGCAACUUGCGCAUCUCGUAUUCUGCACAUACUGAUUUAAAUAUUAAGUUCCAAUCUCAUCGGAGCAGGGACUACACAAAUCCCUACCUUCCUGUGAAUCCUUCUGCAAUUGAGGGCACCAUGCAGCCCGUGGUAGGUCCUGAUGGAAAGAGAAAAGAACCUGAAAGUAACGUACUUCUCGCUUCAAUUGAGAAUCUGCAAUAUGCUGUCACUGUUGAUGUUCUUCACACGGUAUUCUCAGCGUUCGGAACGGUUCAAAAAAUUGCUAUAUUUGAUAAAAAUGGUGGAAUGCAAGCACUAGUCCAGUACCCAGAUGUCACAACUGCUGCUGCUGCUAAAGAAGCUUUGGAAGGGCAUUGCAUCUAUGAUGGUGGCUACUGUAAGCUUCAUCUGUCAUACUCUCGUCAUACUGAUCUCAAUGUAAAGGCGCAUAAUGACCGAAGUCGAGACUUCACACUUCCGGAGUCAGCUUUUCUCCCGAUGCAGCAAGUGUCUGCGGCUCCGACUUCCUCGACCAGUUGGCAAAAUCCUCAGUCUGCUUACCCCGGCACACAACACCAUGAUGGACACACUUACAGCUCACCUCCAACGACAUUUCCUGGUCAUCCGGCCUACUCCACUGCGGGAUCUUCAUCAUAUUUGCCUCCAGGUCAUCAAGGCUCUUCUGGUAUGGCUUCACAGGGAAUGCCUUCAUACAGUCACCAGCCAAAUGUCAGACCUCCUGGUAGUGCUUCAUACGCUGGUCAACCACCUUAUUAUGGUCGGUAAGCUACACAGUGUGGCUGAGCCAGCAUGUGCCAAGCUGUCCCAUGGGGAAAACCUUAACUCUGUAUGCAUCUGUGCAUGGAAUUUUUUGUAGCUAAGCUUGUUCUCUUAUAAACUUCUGCAACCCUUUCAAGGAUUUAUGCACAAAAAUCGCAACCCUGUAGGCUACGUGUGUGUGUGUUGGCUCUAAUAGUUGCUUAUUUGUUGCCCUUCAACUCUAUUUCUUACUAUGUAAUUCCGUUUUGAAUCAUUUGAUGUUCAAUAGUAUUAAGUUCAUGAAAAUAUCUAAUGUCAUGUUACAGAAACUCUGUUAAUCAAUAUUUUCUUUCCC